Messenger RNA from Scophthalmus maximus (turbot), 2856 nucleotides. It is a transcript of the gene mtfp1, whose product is annotated as mitochondrial fission process 1. Lineage: Eukaryota; Metazoa; Chordata; Actinopteri; Pleuronectiformes; Scophthalmidae. The record is from RefSeq and is a predicted model, not a curated record. Gene Ontology annotation, biological process: mitochondrial fission. Gene Ontology annotation, cellular component: mitochondrion. The transcript has 4 exons. Bases 92 to 589 code for a protein of 165 amino acids.
GUGUGGGCUUUUCCGACACUCGACCUCUGAGUUCACGCAGUAGUAGUACACCCGGAGUGGGAUGGAGUAAAAGGAAAGAAAGAAAGAAACCAUGGAUCCCGCCGAAGAGACGCCGAGCGAAAAGGUGGACAUUUAUCGCGACACGUGGGUCCGCUUCCUCGGCUAUGCCAACGAGGUCGGGGAGGCCUUUCGUGCUCUGGUGCCAGUGAGUUUUGUUUGGGGCAGCUAUGCUGUGGCCACUGCGUACGUCACCGCCGACGCUGUGGACAAAGGGAAGAAGGCCGCUGUGGCCCACGGGGACAACCCUGGGAAGACGACCCGGGUGGCGGUAGCAGUGGUGGACACGUUUGUGUGGCAGGCCCUCGCCUCGGUGAUGAUCCCGGGCUUCACCAUUAACCGCGUGUGCGCCGGGUCGCUCUACCUGCUGGGCAGAACCACCAAGUGGCCCCUGUCCGUCCGCAAGUGGACCACGACAGCUAUCGGCCUCUCCACCAUCCCCUUCAUCAUCAGUCCCAUAGACAGGUCAGUGGAUUUCCUGCUGGACUCCAGCCUCCGGAAAGUCUACAAUGAGGAGGAGAAGCAUAAAUAAAGAGGGGCGACUCUGGACAGACCGCCCCUUCCUGGUUAGAGACCAGUCCAGUCCACGCAGACGACCCGUGCUGAUUAUCCACCACUGUAAAGACAUAUAAAGACGGUUUUAAUGCAGUGAGAUUUCACACUUAGUCAAAGACACGUGUAAUAAAUAUAUUUAAUUGCUGAGUUAUACAAUUUUUAAUAGUAGGUUUAGUUGUUGAAAGUGAAAUCCUGCUUUGUGAAAUAUCCCUCUGGGGAUCCUUAACUUUAACCUCUCAGGGCAAUCUGGGUAGCAACACCAAAAAAAAUAAAUAAAAAGGAAUGUAACAGUAUGAAAAAUGUACAAAUAUACUGCUUGACAGCACAGUGAAAUCGUAAAAGAUUCUUCAGCGGGGGAUGCAGUGUACUGUUAAAUUCCUGGAAUGGCAAAUACAGAGAGAACACCUCCAAGGUUGCCCUAAAGGGCUAGAGUUGUGAGCUGUUUAUCUGACUGGCGGAGCCUCACCUCAUGUCCAGAUGUGGAGGGAUUAUUACAAAUUGAUAGGCCAAAGAGCCACCUUGCAACGAUGUCACUCUUAUUCAUUUCUCACAUUAAGUUUGUCACAGGUUUUGGUUCUUAACUUUUUUUUGUGUUAUCUGUCAUAGAUGGUUCUUUUGAUUUACAUUUCCAUUAUUUCAUUAUACCUUAUUGUUGGUCAUGGGAACCAUUUCCAUUUUUUACGCCAUGGUUACCAUCCAUAUGAUUCUAUAUAUAUAUAUAUAUAGUGUAAUAUAAUAUAUGGUUCAAAUACUGUCGCAGUGAACUUCACCAGUAUUUGAAUGGUUUCUCAGCAAUAUGAAAGCAAAGUUUGUACUCAGACACUCUUAGUGUAGUAAUACUGUAAAUUUGUGAAAACAUAAGAAAUAGCAUAAAAUCUUAUUUUAGAUAUUUUAAACAAACAAAAACUUGGCUUCAGGUUAUUGUGAGACGAUAUGUCAUGGAGUUCAUAGUUCGGGGGAAAUUACAGCAGAAAAAAUAGAUUCACCCAUCAGAUGUUCAUACUUGUCCAAACAAUCUUAACGCAGCUCUUUUACAAACUGAACAGCUUUUUUUUUCCUUGAAGCAGAAAAUCCAUUUAGUAUAAGUACUUUAAAUUUAAUGUUGCACGUCUCAAAUACUUUCGAAGGUCAGUGUAGUAUCUAUGCAGGGAACGGUUUAAGGGAUUUCUUUAGCAAUAUACAGAAUCUUACCAUCUGCAUAUUAUUGUCCAGUCUUUUCUUUGAGUAGCCAAAUAAUAUGCUGUGUCCCGUGCUGAACUAUGCAAGGGAAAUAAGACAUUGUGUACAUACAUGCGCUUGGCAAAUUAAAAGGGGGUUUGAUGUGCAGGUUCAUAACAUUGAAAUAUUCUGGGGGGAAGUGAAAUCUGAUACAACAUGAAUUUUGGAAUUUGUCACUUUAAGACCAGGUGGAACAUAUUUGGAAUUUCUAUCAUUGUUAUCCAUUUUGUUGUCAGUGUACUGUAGCAAUAACUUUUUUGUUGUGUUGCACCAUGUUCUCUCUGCUACGAAGGAUGUGGUUCACUUUGUCACAGUGAGAGAGACAUGAUGAAAAGAGAAGAUUGUGAAAACUUGGGGAUGCACCACUUCCCACGUCUGUACGUGCUGGUGCUGUUCACCGCUGUGACCUAUUCAAGUAUUUAAUAAUCAGAUCAGGUCACAAGGCCACUUAAGCAGUAAUUGUUUUAUUUUAAUUGGAUUUCUUGAAGCACAUGUCCUCAGGGUGCCAGUGUACAUCGGAUAUGAUCACCCACUUUCCCUUUUCGUGUGAGACAAUUAGAUUUGUCAUAGCAGAAAAAGCAGUUGUAUAUACCAAAGUAUCAACAGUUUAAUGGAUUAUUAAUUAUUUAUUAAACCUUUGCAUUUUCUGCAAUGGCAUGUCAACAUGUCUCCUGGAUGAAAAAAAGCAUAUUGGUGCAACUUGUUCAAUUGUAACAUUUCAGAUUGUUGCAUACUGCAAAAGAAGAAAAAAAAAAAGAACGGUUUACUUUUUCUUUCAUUUCUUUAAAAACUUUUGUUUGAUGUUUUCCUACGUGGCAGUGUGUUUGUGAGGAAGUGAGUUUUGUGAGUCACAUUUUCAAACCUCAAGAUCAGUUCCGUUUGCUGACGACAUGCGCAAGGUGGAGAUUAUUUUUCAUAUGUGAAUAGUUACUGUUCAAUACCUGUGAUUCUGUUAUAUCUUCUGAGACACUGGAGAAAAACACAUUGUGAAUCAGCCGCAAAAUAAAUUAUAUACGAUGACAGAAA